Molecule: messenger RNA, 2844 nt
Organism: Setaria italica (foxtail millet)
Lineage: Eukaryota; Viridiplantae; Streptophyta; Magnoliopsida; Poales; Poaceae
Exons: 4
Coding region: 1855-2736 (293 amino acids)
Molecular function (GO): protein dimerization activity
Source: RefSeq, a predicted model, not a curated record
GACACGAAGCCCCCAGCGCUCGAGCCUAUAGGGUUCCGAACUUGCGCUGUCGCACGGAGGAUGGGAGAUUGAGGAGAUGCCAUUACUCCAUGGCGGGGAGGCCGAAGCGACGCACUACGCGCUGGCGCUGACCUCAAUCCCAUUCGGUUCCCAGUGAGAGAGAGGAACUGCAGCUGGGCAGCUAGCGGUGACUGGUACCCGGACGCCCGGUGGUCGAAGUUCGGCGAGGGAGCGAGACAGACUGACAGGGAUGAGGCGUUUUUAGGUGGUGGUGGAAGUAAUGAACCUGAAAGAAAUCCAAACAUGGAUAAUUUCACCAGUGAGUUUAAUCCUAAUGAAAUUGUAUGUGAUCCAGCUCUUAGAAACAAAUAUAUGAGUAUGCCCCUGAAAUUUAAGACCAAGUUAGGAGAGCAUACAUAUUGAAAGGUCCAUCACAACCAAGACCAAGUUAGGAGAGCAUACAUAUUGAAAGGUCCAUCACAACCAGCAAAUAUAUUGAAAGAUCCAGGUUCAAGGGGCUUUUCCGUGGGUUGGUAUAAGAAAUAUAAUUGGUUAUAAUACAGUGAAUCCAAAGAUGUUGGUUAUUGCUUUUAUUGCUUCCUUUUCAAGCAUUCGGGGAGGGCACAACAUUUUGGUUAUGAUGUAUUUAACAAAAUUUGCUGGAGAGAUUGGAAACAUGCAUACAAAGCAUUACCUAAAUAUGUUGGUGGUGUAGGUAGUGCUCACAACAAGUGUGUUCAGAAAUAUGAUGACUUUAAAAAUCAAAGACAGAGUGUGCAGAGAGUAUCAAACAGAGCUAGUAAACAAUCGGAAGAAUUAUACCAAACUCGUUUAACUUCUACUUUGCGAUGUUCAAGAUAUCUCUUAAAGCAAGGCCUAGCUUUUCAUGGGUAUGAUGAAUCUUCUUUCUCUUUGAACAAAGACAAUCUUCUAGAGUUGAUAGAUUUUCUAAAAGAUAACAAUGAAGAAGUCAGGAAUGCCUAUGAUCGAGGUGGCUUAAAUUCUAAGAUGACUUCCCCUGAUAUCCAAAAGGAUCUUGCAAGGUGUUGUGUAGAAGAAAUAACUGAAGUAAUUAUGGAAGAGAUGGGUAACAGGCCAUUCUCUGUUCUCAUUGAUGAAUCACGUGAUAUAUUAGUAAAAGAGCAAAUGGCUGUUAUUUUAAGGUUAGCAACUAGUAUAUUGUGUCGGUUCUAUUAUAGUUGUGUAAUCUGUACAAUAUUCAGUUUUAUUAGUGUUUUGUUUAAUUGUUGCACUGCUGCAAGUAUGUGAAUUAUAAAGGGAAUGUUGUUGAAAGAUUUCUUGCUCUUAUACAUGUCAAAGAGACUACAGCUGGUGCAUUAAAGGAUGCAUUGCUUGCGGUCCUUGAUAGGCACAAAUUAUCAGUUUCUCGGAUAUGAGGGCAAGGAUAUGAUGGGGCUUCGAAUAUGAGAGGUGAAUUUAAUGGACUGCAAAAAAAGAUUCUAGAUUAAAACCCAUAUGCAUUCUAUGUCCACUGUUUUGCCCAUCAGUUACAGCUGGUUGUUGUUUCUAUUGCAAAUUGUUGCUCAUCUGUCAAUAAUUCUUUGAGUAUAUAUCUUUGAUUGUGACCACAACAAGUACAUCUUGCAAGAGAAGGGACAAACUAAUUGAAAGCCAGCGUCAAAAUAUUCCGUAGUCUAUUUAAACUGGCGAGGUACCUACAGGAAGAGGCUUGAAUCAAGAAACUGUCCUUACUAGGCCUGGGGAUACUAGAUGGGGUUCGCAUCAUGUUACUUUGGUUCGCUUGUCCCAAAUGUGGGACUCAGUGAUAAAGGUCUUUCAAAUAGUUAAUGAAGAUGCACGAGUGCCAAAUCAAGCAGCUGGUUUGAUAAAAAAAUGGAAUGCUUUGAAUUUGUUUUUAUUAUGGUGCUUAUGUUAAAGUUGCUUGGCAUCAUAAAUGAGCUCUCACACGCCAAACAAACAAAAGGUCUCAAUAUUGUUAAUGCUCUUGAGCUUAUCCAUGAUGUAAAAGCUCAAUUUAACACCAUGAGAGAAAGUGGCUGGGAUAACUUAUUUGAUGAUGCAAGACAAUUUUGUGAUGUGAAUGGUAUUCCUAUUCCAAAUAUGGCUGAGGAAAUAUCAGUGAGGGGUCGUUCAAGGCGUGAUGGAUUUACCAUUACUAAUCUUCAUCAUUAUCGUGUUGGAAUUUUCUAUGUUGUUCUUGAUAAAAUAUGUGCUAAGAUGGAUCAUCGGUUCAGUGAAGUGACGACGGAGCUAUUGAUGUGCUUUUCUUGUCUUGAUCCAAAAAGCUCUUUCUCUAGUUUUGAUGUCAACAAGCUUGCUCGGCUUGCUGAAAUUUAUGAUGAGGAUUUCUCAAAUCAUGAUCGUGGAGUCAUAACGGGACAAUUGGAGACCUAUAUUCUUCAUGUAAGGAGACAUGCUGCCUUUGCUAAUUGCAAAGAUAUUGCAAGUUUGUCCCAGAAAAUGGUUGAAACUGAAAAACAUUUGCUUUUUCCAUUGGUCUACAAGCUCAUUGAAUUGGCAUUGUUGGUGCCGGUGUCAACAGCAACUGUUGAAAGGGCUUUCUCAGCUAUGAAGACUAUCAAGUCUAAAUCUCGCAAUAAGAUUGCUGAUGAUUGGUUCAACAACUUGAUGGUGUGCUAUAUUGAGCGAGAACUAUUCAAUUCACUUGAUGAAGCUACUAUUCUUCGAUGGUUUCAAAACUUAAAGAGUUGCAAGAUGCAGCUGCCUCGUAACCCUGCUCGUGUGCAGCCGUAGUUACCAAAUAGCAUUUAGGUUUAUCCUUUGUGUUUCAUUAUCUAAGUCUUGAAAUUGUACUGAAAAAUUAUUUUAAUAUCUUAAUUUGAAUCUAUCAUGAUUUUCUAA